Messenger RNA from Thamnophis elegans (Western terrestrial garter snake), 780 nucleotides. Its product is annotated as mitotic spindle assembly checkpoint protein MAD1-like. Gene Ontology annotation, biological process: attachment of mitotic spindle microtubules to kinetochore; mitotic spindle assembly checkpoint signaling. Gene Ontology annotation, cellular component: kinetochore; nuclear envelope; mitotic spindle. The transcript is spliced from 3 exons. The record is from RefSeq and is a predicted model, not a curated record. Bases 1 to 507 code for a protein of 168 amino acids. NCBI's taxonomy places the organism in Eukaryota, Metazoa, Chordata, Lepidosauria, Squamata, Natricidae.
AUGGCCAUGGAGGGGAUGGGCGAGAAGACGUCACAGCCUCCGGGGAGCAAGCGUCUCUCCGUUUAUUAUGGAAUUGAACCCUUCUGGGCUGUUGUGUUGAUAAAACAAGCUAGCUUAGGUGGCAUCUCCAACUUGUGUUUAACUAAAGCUCUUCUCGAAUUAAAGAAGCAACUGGAAAGUGCGGAGUUGAAAAACCAGCGUUUAAGGGAGAUCUUCGGAACCAAGAUUCAAGAGUUUCGCAAAGUGUGUUACAAACUGACCGGCUACCAUAUUGAUAUUACGAUUGAGAACCAGUACCGCCUCACCUCCAUCUACGCCGAGCACCGAGAAGACUGCUUGAUCUUCAAGACUUCCAGAUCUUCCGGGGCAAAGAUGCAGCUGCUGGAAACCGAGUUUUCGCAGACGGUCCGGGACCUGAUAGAGCUUCAUCUCCUGCAACAGGACAGCAUCCCCGCCUUCCUCAGUGCAGUCACGCUUGAACUCUUCAGUCGCCAGACAGUGGCUUAGCCACCUCGGCUGGGUGGAGUAGUCCUUGUGUCGGCCGCUUGUGGCUCACGGAUGGAGAAGUCUGGCAGGGGGUCGGCUGAGGGGCCACUCCGUUGAGAGGAACUGGCCUUUUUUCCUCUUUUCAGUUGCUACUAUGUGGAUAUUUCAGAAGCUUGUAGGGGUCCUUCCGCAUUUUUCCUAUUUUCUGAAGAAGUAACCUAAUCUUCCUUCCUUCCCCCCUAACCCUUCCUCCAUUCCUUCCUUUCUUCCUUCUUUCUCUCCCUCCUUUCCUUC